Messenger RNA from Miscanthus lutarioriparius, 3120 nucleotides. Lineage: Eukaryota; Viridiplantae; Streptophyta; Magnoliopsida; Poales; Poaceae. The record is from the annotation of a GenBank genome assembly.
AUGGAAAAAGAACAUAGUAAUAUGAACAGACUGGAACGGCACCGUGAUGACACCAAGCAGUAUCUUGAUAGCCACCUGAGUCCAAAAGAGCGCUGGGUAAGGUCACCUAGUUACGUGAGAAACUAUGACCAACGCCGUGAUAAUAACUGGAAUUCUCGCUGGGUUCCCGGUAGUAAAGAUUCUGAAAAUUGGCGUGAAAGGUCAACAGAUUCAGAUAGAAAAGAUGAUGCUCCCUGUGAAGAAGUUUUUUCUCACAGUACAGGUCAUGGGAAAGAAAAAGAUGGUAGCAAUCACGAGAAGGUUAAUGAAAGGGACAGUAAUAUUUCUCGAUCGUGGAACUCCAGCUAUUUUGCGAGCCGUGGUGCAGGAGGAGGUACAUCUGAUCAUCUUUCCCCAGAUCCACAGAAGUUAUCUGCUUCAUUUGGACACAGUAGCUAUGGGCAGGAAAGUGAUAGCCCAAACUCUACAAGUUCUCACAGAAGGUUUACAUCUGUUACAAGCAGAGUCAAUAGUCGAUCUUCACACCCAUUCCAUCUUGGUGUACUUUCUGACAGGCCUGGUGGCCCAUCUAGAAACUCUGUGAGAUAUAGCAGGAUAAAAUUGUUUGAAAUAUACAGAACAACUUAUGUUAGAAACUUUGUAAUGCCGAUAGAUGAUAUUGAUAACGAUGAGAUAUCUUCAUUGUGGCAAGAAGAUCCUAUGGAUCCUUUAGCUCUCAUUGCACCUAAUGCUGAAGAAGUGGUGAUUUUGAAAGGAAUUGAAAAAGGAGAUAUCACAGACAGUUUGGCAAAAGCUUGCAAAGAUGGUUCUGAUGACAAAAGUAAUCCAGAUGUGGUGGCAUUAGAACAAAUGAAAUUAAGUGGAAGAGAAGAUCAGACAGGAAGCAGUGAAGAUUUCAGUGGUGAAAUGACCAUUGGUAUCAGAGGAAUUCUUGGGGCUGCACAUUUGAGCGAACACUUGAAGUCUGAGAAACCUCCUCCAAAAGAAUCUGAGUCUAUUGGUGGUGGUAUCCAUGGGCCAUGUGCUGAAUUUGGACAUCAGCGCAAUGUCUUGGACCAAGGAACUAAAGUUGGUGAAAUGGUUGGUGUAGGUGAAAAUGUUAACCCAGAAAACCUCUCUCUUUACUACAAGGACCCAAAAGGGUGCACCCAAGUUCGUGUUUCAAGUGCUCCCUGUGAUUCUCCUUUCUUAUUACUUGGGGAUGUCAUGCCACACUUACAGGCAAAGGUAAGGGUGCCUCCAGGCUUCAGCAAUACCAAAACAAGAAGUAUGACAGAGGCCUUACAUCUAGGAUCAGCGUAUCUUGGAACAUCUGAUUGUGUAUCCAUAAACAAGAAUGGCUGUGUAACUGAAGCUGAAAAUCACUUUCUAGAGUCUCCAGUGUCUAGUAAAACCCAGAAUCCCAGAGCAGAAACUAACGUUGUUACUGGAGGUAUGAAUGAAUGCUGCCGCAAUACAUUUGGCAACCACUUUGUUUCCGGUGAUGAGAAAGUGAAUAGGAUAAAUCAUCUUGAAGUACAGAAGGGGUUAAAAAGUCAAGCACCGGCUGCUAAUUCUGGAUUGUCACUUUGGUCAAAUAAUGUUGACUCUGGAAAUCUGCAAGCUGGUAUGUGUGGUAUAGAUCUUGCUCAACAGGAUCAACCUACUUUGGCUUGUUUGAACUCACAAAUCACACAGCCAGAAAAGUUUCUCAGUGAAAUAUCUCAUGAUCCUCGGCUAUUAAACAACAAUCAACAACAAUAUCUGCCAUCAGAGCUACACUUGCAACCCCUGAUGCCUGGAGUACCUCAACCUCAAUACUCUCUAUUGAACAACACGCUACAGCUCAGGCAGCAGGAGCAACAGCAACUGCAACAACAGCAGCAACAUAUUUCUCAGGCUCUACCUCAUGAUUGUUCCAUGCAGCAGCUUUAUGAUCCUUCCCAUGGGAGAAGACAUACUUCAUUGUCAUCUAGUGACCAUAUGAAGCUUUGUCUUCAAAGAACACAAGAGAUUCUUGAACUUGCUCAGAAGUUACCUGGUCAUGGUAUGCAUGAUCUACAACUACAUAAUCAUGCAAAUGUGAAAUUGAGAGACACGGGAAUUAUUGGUUUGUCGGAAAGUUGGGCUCCUGUUCUAGCUCUACCACUGCCCCAUGAAGUGAUGGGUCAUGCAGCUUGUAAAGAAUGUUCUGCUAGUCUCACACAGGGCUCUGCAGUUGUUGAUGCUCCUUCACGGAAAGAAAGUAUUGUAGACUUGCCAUCUAAGAAAACUCUGAGUUCUGGUUCUAACGAGUAUAGCAAGGUGACUGUUUUUGAAGCUAAAGGUUUUCCUCAAUCAUGUCAAGGUCUUGCAAAAUCGGAAAGUGUCGUGUCUCAUAUCUCCAAUGAAGUUCAUGAAAUGGAAAUUUCUUCUACCCAUCCUCAUUCAUGGAAACCUACUCCAGGAGAGGAACUGGUAAAGUCGAAUGAUAAAGAUGCUGUUAUCAUAAAUAGCGCUGAUGAUACAUCUUUUCCUCCUCUGGCACCUUCUGUUACUCAGUCUGAUGCUCAUCUUCUUGAUGGUGCUGAUUUCAUUGAGUUCAAGGGCACAAGAAAGAUAAGGAACAGGGGGGAGAAAUCCAAAGGUUCUGCAGUUAAAAACCCAGCACCACUUGCAAAUGCUAUACCUGGCCCAGCUACUGACGCUGCACUGGUACGUGAAUCAUGUUCUCUGAGAAAUAUUCAGAUGGAAGAAGAACAGGAAUCAGGUAAUCUUCAGCAACUAGUACCAGCAUCAUCCCAUGCAAAACGGCCUAUGGACCAGCAUAGUCAUGGGAACAAUUCAUCCUGGCAAGGUUCUGAAUCACCUCCAUUGAGGGGUAAUGAACUCCUCAAAAUGACUUCUCAUGUUUCCAGUCACUCCACUCCUAAUUCUGAAGAGGAUCUGUUUUGGGAGUCUUGUGAGCAUGCAAAGAAAGAUAAUCCGGGACUCCAAUCACCUCCGAGCAGGGCCAGAGCUUCCAUGGUCAAUACAAGAUCUGCUGCAUUGGACAUUCAGAAGAAGGGGAAGAAAGGUAAAAAGCUGAGCUCGUCAGCUUUGGGGUUCAAUGUUCAGAGCACACGUAUCAUGAUGGGUGAGAUCGUGCAUGCUGACGAGUAG